Alexandromys fortis (reed vole) is the source of this 962-nucleotide messenger RNA. Its product is annotated as transforming protein RhoA-like. NCBI's taxonomy places the organism in Eukaryota, Metazoa, Chordata, Mammalia, Rodentia, Cricetidae. The coding region runs from base 204 to 962 and encodes 252 amino acids. Gene Ontology annotation, molecular function: GTPase activity; protein kinase binding; GTP binding. The record is from RefSeq and is a predicted model, not a curated record. Gene Ontology annotation, cellular component: cytosol. The transcript is spliced from 2 exons. Gene Ontology annotation, biological process: small GTPase-mediated signal transduction.
UAUAAGAAGAUUGGUUGAGAGUCCGCCAUCUCCCGCGGAGCUGCCGGUCUUCUUCUCCGAGCUUGCGGACUCACGGACAGGCGUCCUCAGCGCAAAGAGGCCGGACUCGGAGUCGUCGCCUUGAGCCUUGCAUCUGAGAAGUUCCAGGUACUUUGUACAACCACUGUCACAGAAGCUGUGUGUUUUCAGUACCUUUGUAAGUGAUGGCUGCCAUCAGAAAGAAACUGGUGAUUGUUGGUGAUGGAGCUUGUGGUAAGAAGUGCUUGCUCAUAGUCUUCAGCAAGGACCAAUUCCCAGAGGUUUAUGUGCCCACGGUGUUUGAAAACUAUGUGGCAGAUAUUGAAGUGGAUGGGAAGCAGGUAGAGUUGGCUUUGUGGGACACAGCUGGACAGGAAGAUUAUGAUCGCCUGAGGCCUCUCUCCUACCCAGACACGGAUGUUAUACUGAUGUGCUUCUCCAUUGACAGCCCUGAUAGUUUAGAAAACAUCCCAGAAAAAUGGACUCCAGAAGUCAAGCAUUUCUGUCCCAAUGUGCCCAUCAUCCUGGUUGGGAACAAGAAGGAUCUUCGGAAUGAUGAGCACACAAGGCGGGAAUUAGCCAAAAUGAAGCAGGAGCCGGUAAAACCUGAAGAAGGCAGAGAUAUGGCAAACAGAAUUGGUGCUUUUGGGUACAUGGAGUGUUCAGCAAAGACCAGAGAUGGAGUGAGAGAGGUUUUUGAAAUGGCCACGAGAGUGCUGUGGCACACAGCGGAGGCUAACAUCAGAAAACUGCGAGCUCACUGCUCAGAAGACGGCAACAUUCUGAAAACUUGCACUACUGCAAAGGUUCUCAAAGCGUUAUCCACAGCAUCGGCACAGCACGGGAACAGUCAGAAAUGGACCCUCUCAGGCUUCGCUCGAACACACAGAGCAGAAACUGCCAAUGUGCCCUUCCCGGGAGAUGCUGACAAAGCUGGAGUUUAA